Molecule: messenger RNA, 1817 nt
Organism: Punica granatum (pomegranate)
Lineage: Eukaryota; Viridiplantae; Streptophyta; Magnoliopsida; Myrtales; Lythraceae
Source: RefSeq, a predicted model, not a curated record
UCGUCAUCAGAGCUUUCUGAAGCUCAGAAUCCUCGGCAAUGGCGGAAAAUAUUAGCCCGCUCUUCGUACUCUCUCUCGUCUUCUUCAUUCUCAUCUCACUGACCUCGUCCUCACCGUCCCUCAGUUUGCCGCCCCGACUCUGGCCACCGCGAUUUCUCGGCCAAUUUUCCCGGAAACCGGCGAGCUCCAACAGACUGCGGUUGCAGCAGUACCGGUACGAUGUCCGGUACUUCGAGCAGCCCCUUGACCACUUCAGCUUUUCGGCCGAGGCCCCCACGUUCCGGCAGCGGUACCUUAUCAGCUCCGACCACUGGGCGGGACCCGAGAGGAUGGCCCCCAUAUUCCUCUACUGCGGCAACGAGGGCGACAUCGAAUGGUUUGCUCAGAACACGGGCUUCGUGUGGGAGAUCGCCCCCAAGUUCGGGGCCAUGGUGCUCUUCCCUGAACAUCGGUAUUACGGGGAGUCAUUGCCGUUUGGGAGUCGAGAUGAGGCGAAUAAGAAUUCGACGACGCUGAAAUAUUUGACCGCCGAGCAAGCUCUUGCUGAUUUUGCGGUCUUGGUUACAAACUUGAAGCGGAAUUUGUCUGCUGAGGCUUGCCCUGUUGUGCUCUUUGGUGGAUCAUAUGGUGGAAUGUUAGCUGCUUGGAUGAGGUUGAAGUAUCCCCACAUAGCAGUCGGUGCUCUUGCUUCAUCAGCGCCAAUACUUCAAUUCGAAGAUAUCGUGCCCCCAGAAACAUUUUACGAUCUUGUCUCUAAUGAUUUCAAACGUGAAAGUAUAAGCUGCUUCAACACGAUAAAGGAGUCAUGGGAUGCAAUUAUAUCUGAGGGCCUGAAGGAGAAUGGUCUUUCACAACUGACAAAGACUUUCCACUUGUGUCGGGAAUUAAAGAGCACACAAGAUCUCAUUGACUGGCUCUACUCUGCAUAUAGUUUUUUGGCUAUGGUUGAUUACCCUUAUCCUUCCAACUUUCUUAUGCCCUUGCCUGGACACCCCAUUCGCGAGGUGUGCGAAAAGAUUGACGGUGCCUCUGAUGGGACCAGUAUAUUGGAACGCAUAUUCAAAGGAGUUAGCAUCUAUUACAAUUACACGGGAGAUGCAGAUUGCUUUGAAUUAGAUGAUGAUCCUCAUGGCAUGGAUGGUUGGAAUUGGCAGGCGUGCACAGAGAUGGUGAUGCCGAUGUCGUGUAGCCGAGGUGGGAGCAUGUUCCCUCCUUCUGAAUUUAACCUCUCCUUUUUUGAAGAGGAUUGCAGGAAGAGCUUUGGCGUGACCCCAAGGCCGAGAUGGAUUACUACCCAGUUUGGUGGACAUGAUAUUAAGACAACUCUGAAGAUCUUUGGAAGCAACAUUAUCUUCUCGAACGGGCUCUUGGAUCCCUGGAGCGGGGGCAGCGUGCUUCAGAAUAUAUCCGACUCAAUAGUUGCUCUCAUUGCUGAAGAAGGGGCCCAUCACACGGAUCUGCGCCCUGCUACCCCUGAAGAUCCUGACUGGCUGGUGGAGCAAAGGGCAACUGAGAUCAGGCUGAUUGAGGGUUGGUUGAGCGCUUACUAUGAGGCGAAGAGGUUGAUCUUCGACAUGUGAAAGGGACCACGUAUCUAAAGGAAGCUGCAACCUUGUAAAUAAGAUGCUUCAUUACGUCGAACGAACACGCACCGAACACGCACCAAUCAGCCUUUGUAAUUGCUGCAGAUAAUUUUAUCUAGUCCUUGUAAAAGCUCCUCUACGCAAUGUGAUCGUGUAAACCUUGUGAUCUUUGGCACUAUCCGAAUGAUAAUUCUGCUCUCAAUAUUAAAGAGGCGAAAAGAAAAGUAUUUCAAA